UUCUAAGAACAGACUGCACAAUGACAGCACUGUAUUGGAUAUUCCUGCUUGCCACAGUAGGUAUGGCCUCUGUGGUAGCCCAGAGAGCACCCCGGAGUAAGAGAGGGCUGCUGGAGCUGGCAGGAACCAUCGAAUGCAGCACAGGGAGGCCUGCCCUGGUCUACAUAAUGUAUGGAUGUUACUGUGGCCUUGGGGGGCAAGGCUGGCCCCGUGACAGGGCAGACUGGUGCUGUCACAAACAUGACUGUUGCUACGAUGAUGCAGAAAUUGCAGGCUGUGAAACAAAGAUUGACCAGUAUCAGUGGACCUGCAUAGACAUGGUGCCUGACUGUGGUUCCCUAAAAGACAGAUGUGAGCGAAUCCUGUGCCAAUGUGACCAAGAAGUUGCUAAGUGUCUAGGAAAGGCCCCUUUCACUGGCAAAUAUGCGCUGUGGCCAGACUUUCUGUGUGGAUAUGAACAUCCAACCUGCAAUAUUUACUGAUGCCUGUGUGUUUAUUCACCCAUUUUCCAUUUGCAUUUUAAUACAAAUAUACUGUUUUAUACUAUACCAGUUUUAGCUUCACCACAGGAAAAAAAUGUUUACCAUUGUGAAUGUUAUGCUCUUUGGCAGAUGUCUUGACCUAUCCAGUCAAGGAUUUUAUAACUUUAACAGAAUUGACACUUUAUAAUGCUACAUGACUCCUAGAUAAAAGAAAAACAGAAAAGUUAUAGUGCUUGGACAUGUAGAAGUAAAUAAUAACAAGCUUUAGUCAUUUCUUUAUAGCUCCAGCAUGUAAUACCCAGACUAGGUGUGUCAAGAACUAAGGGGAAUUUAAUUAAAGACAAUAAACUGAUCCUUAGAAACAAUACAGUCACAAAGGGUUAUGAUGUCUUUUUAAUUACUUAAAUAACGACACAGUCUAGAAAGAUGUUCUGAAUGAAUAUCAAAUGAUCAAAUAAUUCAGAUCUCAGAAUAUAAUUAUAUAUUGCCAUAUUUUAAAAGCUCCUUGUGAAUCAAAGCCAAAGAUCCCACUGAGUCUCAGGCUCUAGUGUACAAGUGAGUCUAUAGUGUGAUCAAGCCAACCAUCCAGAAGAAAACUCAAUACUAGUAUUUACACAAAUGAUUUUCGGAUCUUGGAUAUUUCCUACAUUGUUGUCC
Electrophorus electricus (electric eel) is the source of this 1139-nucleotide messenger RNA. It is a transcript of the gene pla2g10, whose product is annotated as phospholipase A2 group X. The record is from RefSeq and is a predicted model, not a curated record. Gene Ontology annotation, biological process: arachidonate secretion; phospholipid metabolic process; lipid catabolic process. Gene Ontology annotation, molecular function: phospholipid binding; calcium ion binding. NCBI's taxonomy places the organism in Eukaryota, Metazoa, Chordata, Actinopteri, Gymnotiformes, Gymnotidae.